Molecule: messenger RNA, 2742 nt
Organism: Klebsormidium nitens
Lineage: Eukaryota; Viridiplantae; Streptophyta; Klebsormidiophyceae; Klebsormidiales; Klebsormidiaceae
Source: the annotation of a GenBank genome assembly
AUGGGAACUUAGGAAAGGAAGACCGACCGCUAGAUGGAAGAGGGGCCUAACUUAUAAUAUGCAGGGAGACUUUACUUGAACCAAGAAGCUCCAAACACUCCAGUUUAAUAGGAGGAUGCAGGCUCUGAAAGAGGCAAGUUUACUUUGGCGGGCAGCAUCUUCACCGCUUGUGACAUGACAUGAGUCUUGACACAUCCUGCGUCGCCAUAGCACUGCUGGUCGCAAGUUGGAGUACCUUCGUCAUCUGACUAGAAGACGACCUCUUGCUGCGUUGCAGUUGCUGAGAAACUGGGUCCGAGGGCUGCAUUAGCGGAACGGCCCAGACAUUGUUCAUUUUAGAAGUGGUCAAAGUGACGUCCUGUCCCAGAUACAUCCCCCACCUUAUCAUCUGCCAUUAAAUGGCACCGCCGUCAAGUAGAGCACCUCUGCCAUCUCGUGAGGGCCAUUCCCCAGGGAUGGCUGCCCACGCUGCGGCGCAGUCACCACCGAAGUCCCCCUUGCGCCGUAAAGGAAGGGGCGCCCUGAUGGCUGCCGCUGCCGCUGAGCAGAAGGGCAUUAUUGCAGCCGGCGGGGAAGUGCCAGACCAGUUUGCAAACUGGAGGAGUGUCAAGAGCAGGGUGCGGGCGGGCGGCAAGCUGGCGGCGAUGGCCUUGGAGCUGCAGCAGACGCUGGGCAGUUCCCCCCCAGGUGCUGCAACGGCCCCACGCACGUCUACCCGGCAGGAGCCCAAGCGCACAGCGGCACAAGUCGGCGCUGCUGUUUCACCAGUCCAGGCCAAGAGAAGGAAGGGUGCACGGGGCCCAGGCGAAGCAUCCGGCAAACAAACUGGCCGGCCGCUGCCACCAAAGUACGCUCAGUUGGAGGCGCUCUUCCGCAAGUUGGAGGGCGUGUGCAGCUUGCUGGCGUCGAGAAAGAAGGCGUGCACCUUUGAGAACGUCAGGAAACCGCUAGAGGAUACGACCGGCAGGCGCUUCACCCUGCCCCUGCUCGCCCAGCUGGUGGGUGUGCACCCUGACGCGUUCACCCUGCACUACAUGCCUGCGCGCCGCCCCGCCCCCGCCUGCGCUGGGACGGGCCUGCUCACGGACGCGCAGACACCCCCUGGAGCCAAGUGGGAGCUGCGCAUCCUGCUGCAGCCCGUCCCGCCCGCUGCCGUCACCCCAGACCAGGGUGCGCAGCCAGACAGAGACCCCGCCCUCGUCCCAUCAUGCGGCCCGUCCGCCCUGCAGGAGCAGAGCCAGCGGCGGGUGCAGGCGUUCCGAGAGCGGCUGAGGCGCGCAGCGGAGACAGCACACCGCUCCUUCCUGCACCAGCACGCCCUUCCUGACACGCACGGCUGGCACCCCGCCUUCGACCUCGACCAGGUCCCCGACAUCCCGUGCGCCCCCCUCCCCUCUCCUCCCGGCUCGCGCGCAGCCCCCUGCCCGGCGACUGCCCCUGCCAGCGCUGCCUGCUCCCCCAGCUCCGAGCUGGCAGUGGACCCAGCAGCGCGCUCCCCCUCCUCGGGCCACGCCGGCAGCCCCUUUGGGCCCCUGGAGCCGCGGCCGACGCGAGUGGCAGGGCCGCCCACCCCGCGCUCCUUGGCGGCCACGUUUGACCUGGUCGCAGGGACCACAGGCGACGCACGGGGUGACAUGGGCAGGAAAGGGAGCCGCAGGCUGAGGGCCAGCGGGCCAGGCGAGGAGCCCAGCGCGCGAGAGAGACACGAGCCCAGUGGCGCCACAGAGGAGCAAGGGGCCGCUGGCCGUACGCACAGUAACCCGUACUGUAUAGACAGCAGGGGCGGGUCCAGUCGAGGCAAGCAGACAUCCACCUCGAGUGCAACAGACAGCGACUGCCGGGUCAUUGAAAGUGCGGGGUGCGAGAGCGGGGCUGCCGCGUCGCCCACAGUGUGGCUGCCAGCGGGCGGGGAGGCAGCAGCGGCCAGCCUGCAGGGAGUGCCCCUCGACAUCCUGCGGCAGGUGGCGGCCAAGCAGCGGCGGCAGGAGGCGGACAACGGUGCGGCGGCCAUGGCGCAGCGCAGGCGGCGGAGGAUGCUCGCCCAGCUGCCGGGCCUGGUCAACCUGCUCAGGUCCGUGGCCCAGGAGGAGGGCCGCUGCGUGCUGCGGCAGGAGCAGCUGCUGGCGCGCCUCGUGCGCGCGCACCCGCGCCUCACCGACCAGGGCGAGGUGCUGGAGCAGCUGGCCCUCCUGCGCGACCUCGCCCCCACGUUCCUCUCCUCCCCCACGGCCACUGCCGCCGCGGCACCGCUCCUCAGGAUCAACCUGAACGCGGACAUGGUGGCCCUCAAACGCACCCUCACCACCGCGGUGUAAACUCGCAGAGUGGCGGGUAGCAGGCAACGGCCCACAGAAAGGUCGAAGUGGAGGAUGGCCGUACGAGGCCCCAAGUGUCUUUGGCGGCCACUUGCUCAGGACAGGUAUGCAGCUGGAGCGGAGCCGCCCAGAUGGAGCGAUGGACCAUACUUCACUUCACAAGUGCGCACAUUACACGAGCAUGUUGAGAACAGAAGCGUUGGGGCCGGGGAUGGAAACAUUUGACAUCGUGUAUAAUGUGAGCUAGAGCCGGAGGAGGGAUCACGAUGAAGUGAGCUGCAUGCCAUCCUGCAAAUGCAGUAGCUGUGCAUGCUAUAAUUUGGCAAGUGACAGUUGCUUGGAUCGGGAAAGAAACUUUGUCAUAUCGAGUAGUUCAAUACAUGCUGUUCUUUGCAACAAAUACAUGAUUAUAUGCUCAUGGCUGGAG